Molecule: messenger RNA, 1834 nt
Organism: Aegilops tauschii subsp. strangulata
Lineage: Eukaryota; Viridiplantae; Streptophyta; Magnoliopsida; Poales; Poaceae
Source: RefSeq, a predicted model, not a curated record
UAACGCAACACCAACACACCCUGCAUACUCUAGGACUCGUAUCAAACGGAGGAGAUUGAUCCCAAAGCCAAAGGCGGCCAGCUUGAUCAGAAUCAGAAGCCUACAAGGCUACGGGAGUUCGUUCGGCGGCAGAAACUCGGGCCGCAAGCUACACGGGGAGGAAGAGUUCGUGCUCCCAAAGGUUCGCACUUGAUCCCUUCUACUUCUCGUAUUUUUUUUAUACUACUACUAUUAUUAUACUCCCUAGCUUUUCCACCUCUUUUGUCGUCUGGCUCUUCUCUCCUGCGUGCGAAGGCCAGAACCUAGAAGCCGCGGCCGCAGCUCUCCCUCCCGGCGCCGCCCGUGGUCGCCGGCGGCAACCAAGAGAAACAGGAUAUUUAUGCCUGUUUCUUGACACGGAAAGCCAAUGGCGAGAGGACUGGAUUCAGAUUAUAUUGGUUCUAUUUCGCUCAUGGAUGGAUUUGAUAUGGGUAUCACGUUUGAUGGGUUUGGAGAAAAUAUGAAGAAGUUCAUGGAGUUACCGAUCAAAUAUCUUGAUUCUGCUCACGAUAAAGCUGUUGAGCUAGUUGAGGAUAUCCAUGCGCUGAUUUACGCUCACUCUCCUGAUGAUAAAUUUCCGGACAAAGACCAUGGGACAUUAACGGAUCCAUCUAAUAACGGUGCCAUAAUCGGAUCUCCCUCCACACGUGUUAAAAUGCAGCAAGUUAACCCUAACGAAGGAUUCUCUGGUUAUCCUUCAUCUCUCGUUACCGCGGAAGACCGUUCUCUCGGCUCAACUGCUACUGAUGUUCAUGAAACUGAGCCUGUUUCAUCUACAAGUCCAGCCAUGUGUGCUUCUGAAGACUCCAUUUCACUUGAGAGAACUGCUGACACCAAGGAGGAAGUUGCUUUUUGCAAUUCAGAGGAUCUCUCAGAUAACUGCACUCCUGAAAAUCACAAUUCACUAGGGGUAUCUGUUAGCAGUGAGGAGGAAAUUAUAUUAUGGAAUCAAUGGAGUUCUGUAACACCACGACAAUCACCUGAGCAAGCCACCGUAGUCCAAGAUUAUGUAUCUGAAGAAGCGAACGGAAAUAAAAUCAUCGAGCAAGUUGAACUCCCUGGUUCAGGACAUUCAGCUGCUUUUGAUGGAGCAAUUCUGCUUGGAAAGGGAAAUGAUGAAGAGCAAUCAGAAUUAUGCAGCGAGAACAGCCAUGAAGAAUCAACAAAGCACGAUUUUGUUAAUGUAGACCUCUGGGAUGGCCAGGAGCAGAUGAAAUAUAACAAAUCAGAGGCAUCCUCGCUUCCUCAACCAAAGAACACAUCAUUCAAGAAAGUGUUGAUGAGGAGCUUGUCGAAUAAACUCCGGUGGUCAAAGAAGGAUAUGAAUGUGCAUCAGGCCGUCCCCUUCAGACCACAGAAAUCAGUAGAUGUUUGCUAUGAAGUAGUUUGUUCAUCAGAUGGUCUGGAGGAUGAUUGGGAACUCUUAUAAAUCUGCAUGAAAUUCAGCAUCUCUGGUUACAGGAGAAAAUCUUGUGUAAAACGAAGUUCCUUGACUACUAUCUCAAAGAGUGCAAAUGUUGAGGGUUUGCAUCUCUACGGCACCAUCUGUCGGUGUAUCGGCAUUACUGUAAAUCUGAGCUGAGGUUAUGUAAUUAUGUAAAGCUCUUCUAGUUUUCUCUUGAUGACCUGAAUUUUGUACUGAUCUGAGCUGGUGCAGCCAAGGGUAUCUGCAACUACAGUAGUUUUCAGCUUCUUAUUCCCCUUAUCUACUAGCAUUUCAGUUUUAAAAUAUACAGAUAUUCGCAUUUCCUCUUCUGUUAAUAAAAGAGAGUUAUCAUUUGCACUUUUGCAUCAA